Messenger RNA from Solanum pennellii, 859 nucleotides. RefSeq lists its product as uncharacterized. NCBI's taxonomy places the organism in Eukaryota, Viridiplantae, Streptophyta, Magnoliopsida, Solanales, Solanaceae. Bases 138 to 707 code for a protein of 189 amino acids. The transcript has 2 exons. The record is from RefSeq and is a predicted model, not a curated record.
UCUACAUAGCCAAAUUAAAACUAUAAAAAAAUUAGGCAUUAAUUAAAAGUUCAGAAAUAGUUAGGUAUUGUGCCUACCUGAUUAAUAAUACUAACUAAUGCAGCAAUUUUCUGAGAAGCAGAUCAGUUUGAGAGUUGAUGAAGGGAAAACAGGAAUCUGUAAAGUUAUUGAAUUCUAUCGAACUUGUAAACUGUUCCGUGAGGCGCGGGGAAAUGGAAAUUUGGAGCUUGAUGAAUUUCGGCAAAGAAACCAUGAAGAAGGUAUGUGAAAUUUCUUACAGUUACAGCAUGGAGGCUGUUAGAAAGAUGGACGAAAUUGUUAGAGUUAAAGGCCUCGAAAAACUUGGAGCGUAUAUGGCGGAGGAUGAAGGUCGUGCUAAGAUGGUUUAUUUCAGUGCAAAUUUCGUCAAAAAUGCUUCACUUUAUGCAUUCAAGGAAGCAGCCAACAUCUUAAUUCCUGGUGGGAGGGCAUUUGCCAAAAUUUUCGCUGAAACAGUUCGUGAAAUAGAAAGUGAGUCGAAAAAUAAUGCCACUGGUAAUGUCGCGGCAGAGAUGCUGAAGUUGGGUUCUGAAAAUGGAGUUCAUGUUGAUUCAUUUACACAUCAAACACCUGAAGAUGUCUUGAGAUUCUUCAUGAUGAUGGAAUUUAUGGGCACUCGUUAUCUCGACUCUUUGCUAGUUUCUGAUCAUGGACAACGGAACGUAUAAUUGAAGUAAAAUUUCAUAGUUAAAUUCAAGUUACCUCUUUAUUUUCAAUAGUAUGAAUUCGUCUCAUACUAUUUCUAAAAGUAAAAGAAAAUACUUAAAAUUAUGUCAUUGUAUAGAUUUGAAUAAUACAUAAACGUGCCUUUCUAAACGGA